AUGCGCCACAGAAAAGCCACCGGACUUCGGCUCUUGGAAACUCCUGCCGUGCCGCUCGAGUCCCUCCCGCCUCCCUUCUCCGUCGCCUCUGCCGGAGCGCUACAGUGGAGAAAACUCCUUUCACAUGCUCUUCCGACGAGUGCCCGACUGACUGCAGGAAAAGAAGAGCGUGUCCUCGGGCAAGACGCAUUCUAUGCGCCCAAGAGCCUCAUUCACGCCCCAUUCCUGCGGUUCGCCGCACUGCGGCCCACGCUGCUCCUGAAGCUCCAGCACCGACUCCGCGCAUGCUCUGGAGUCCACAGCGCCGUCUGCCCGUGGCGUGACUGGAUCAUUGAGAACCGUCCCUGUCGAAUCGACGAUGGCCAAACUUCUCCCAAGGGUGCCAGAGAGGUCGUCAGUGAUGCACCGCAAGAAUUCCCCGAGCACUCCGCGUACGUGCGAUUGAGAUGUAACACGGUGAAGCGCAACGGAGCGUGCUUGGCGAGCGCAAGGGCGGCAUGCCGGCUAGGCGCCAGAGCUCCCUCCAAUAUGGCAAGAAAAGGUACGAGGAGGCGCGCACCAGGGCCACAGUGA
Molecule: messenger RNA, 573 nt
Organism: Trypanosoma conorhini
Lineage: Eukaryota; Euglenozoa; Kinetoplastea; Trypanosomatida; Trypanosomatidae
Exons: 1
Coding region: 1-573 (190 amino acids)
Source: RefSeq, a predicted model, not a curated record